Molecule: messenger RNA, 3470 nt
Organism: Mytilus californianus (California mussel)
Lineage: Eukaryota; Metazoa; Mollusca; Bivalvia; Mytilida; Mytilidae
Product: immunoglobulin superfamily DCC subclass member 3-like
Exons: 9
Coding region: 1178-2098 (306 amino acids)
Biological process (GO): synapse organization
Cellular component (GO): neuron projection membrane
Source: RefSeq, a predicted model, not a curated record
UCUACAUUUCUCCUGGGUAGCUUGUUGACAUAUUAUAGCAAAGAAGCUCACUCAAUCCGGUGCUAGGGUCAAUUUGAAUAUGUAGUGAGGUGCAAAAUAUUUUUCGUGUUGAUAGCCUAACUGCGAAUUUGAGAUGAAGAACAGCAAUGAUAGCACUGUUUCUAUGCUUCGUUUUUCUUCAGUGUGUGUUUGGAUUUUGUGACAUGAACAAAUUUGGACAUACAACUUUUUUCGAUAUAACAAUAGUCACUUGCUUAAAGGGAAUUAAACAAUGUAUGAACAUUGUGAACAUUUAUUUAGAUUAACUCAUGUUGAUUUGGAUUAUGCUUGUGUGUAUAUAUAUUAUUACACGUACAGUAAAUAGUCUUUUGAACCUGUCAGAUAUAACAACGAAAGCCUCUUAUUAUUUGAACAAAAAAAGGAUUUGAACAGCUUUUAUAAUUUUAAAUGUAAAUUAUUGGCUUUUCUUGAAACAAUUGUCUCCCAAAGAUAAACUAAUGACCAACAUAAGAGAACGACAUGGUUAUCAAGCAUGGUUAGGAGAAAAAUCAAACUCAGUGGGAAAACGAUCAGCAAUGUUAGAAAGUGUCUGUAACUAUGCAGAAAAUUAUAGGCGAUAAAGCAGAUAGAACUAUUUCGGUAACGAAAAUGAUUGAAACUCCCUGGGGAAGAUGAAUUUCAAUAUUCCGUUAAACCUGUUGUAAUGAUAAAAACAGGAUAAAAAAUUACUUUGCCAAAUAACAUAAUGAUGUAAAUUUCAUUUCCAUAUUGAGUUGUUCUCUACGUUAUAUAAUUUUUGCUGAAUAUUGAAUUCUAUAAAUAUGUGAUGCAAGUUGUCAAACUGACUUUUCAUCAAAAUGUAGAAAGGAUUGCGAAGGAUUCACUUACAGUUUACAAAUUAUAUUUGUUUUAUUUGCUGCUGAAAUCUUUAGUUUCAACAAUAAUUUAAUUAAUCACUUAAAAAAAGAGACAGAGACGGAAUUAUUAGAAAUGUAUUUCAACGUUGCUUCAACAAGGAGUGCGUAUUGAGAUUUCUGCAGAGGCGGAGAUAUAACCCCAAGAGAUUCGGUGCUAAACGGUUUCUGUAAUAUUCCGUAGGAUUAGUAAGCAUGGAAAUUAGUUAAGUGAGAUGACACAAAAUACGAAUCAAAAAUUUUACAAAAUGUGAUUUAAAAAAAUGAAGAAACGUGUUGAAUAUAAGAGUUGGAUAAAGAACUACCUCCUGUCGAUAUUGUUUACAUUUGUUUUCUCUGUUUCGGCUGCUGGAUGGAAUGGUUAUAUAUUACCUUCAUUUAAAGAAACCCGGACAAAUAUCACUGUUUACGUUGGUAAAACAGCUGUGCUACCGUGUUCAAUUGUCAAUCUCGGAACUAAAAAGGUUAUCUGGAAGAGAGUUGACCAAAAACAUGCUUUAACAAUCGGCGAGUUUGUCUUUACAACUGACGAACGUCACAGUGUAGACCACACUGACAAAGGCUAUAAAUGGAAUUUGGUUAUUAAAGAUGUCACGAAAGCACAUGCUGGUCUUUACGACUGUCAAAUAAGUACCAAAGAAGAUUUAGUGAGGAGAAUAAGGCUUUAUGUUACAGAUCCUCCUCCAGUAGAAGAAACCAAAGAAAAGAAGACAAUAUUUCGUCCAGCAAUACAUAUAUCAGGGCCAAAUUUCACGGAGAAAGGCGAACCUAUCCGUAUAACAUGCAAUGCAACUAGUGAUUCAUUGACUCCGGAGCAUAUGGAUUGGUUUCAUAAUGGAUUAAAAUUACAGCAAAACAUAGAUGCUGGCAUACUCAUUACAGAAUAUAGACACAGUGAAACAAAAACUCUUUAUAGUGUGUUAGAAAUAGCCAAGAGCACAAUGAAGGACACUGGAGUAUAUAUAUGUCGGAGUUCGAAAAAGGACGUUGAUAGCCACCAUGUUGUCGUCUUAAAUGCUGAUUCAAGUCAUGACAAACGUGGUUUUCAAGAUAAAAAGACUGUUGUGAAAUCAUCUCAUAUGGAAAACCCGGGUAACAGUGCGUCCAGUGUGAACAGACGUGUUCAUUAUUUAAUGUCAAAUUGUUUAUUAAUAUUAGUGACUAUACUCGCACAUAACCGGUAGCACUUUACGGGUCCUUCUAUAAUUGGUUUUUAUCCAGUGUGAUAUGUAAUAUAAAUUUAUCAAAAUAGUGUUUUUACGAUUGACACGUUUAUCUUUAUAAGAUGUAUAUAGUAAAACAAUUCUUAUUCAUCGCUUUAUAAAAUUGUAUGUUUUUAAAAUGGUAGUUCGGUACUGGAAUGGUGAGACAUGGGUAAUGAAAUGAGUUGUGUUUACACAUAUAGAAGAUAAAUAUUUUUCAACAAGAUGACUAAUUGAAAGACAGUACCAAACAUAUUAAGGUGGUCGCACAUGUACAGAAAUAUAAUAUAACAUACGCUAACGGUUUAUUAUUUAUUUCAAUGCCAUGCACGGAUCUAUGUUUUCUUCUCUUUUGUCUGAGACACUUGUUCUAUUUAAAAACGAAAGUGCAUUUAAAAUUUGAUAAUAAUCUGUCUAUUCAAUUGUUAGAAGGAAACAAUUGAUACACUUAAUAAUUAUCUCAACAUCUGUGUUUGGUCUCAGAAAUAUGUUGUGAUUGUCUAAAAAAACAGUGAAAGGUAUGCAAUGAUUAACAUUAUAUUGCACUUUCAUCGUAGAUUUUUACUUUAAUCUUCGAAUUUUACAUUAUCAUUUUUCCUAGUCUUGAGAAGUACUGAUUUACUUCAAAACAUGUUUUUUUUUCAAAAGGAAAUAAUCGAAUAUUUAAUUGAACCAUGUUCUUUCAAAGUGUUUUCCUUCAACUUUAGAACAACAUAAAUGAUGACAUCAGAUAACACUUCAGAAUUGUAAAAAUUAAGGGAUCAUGCUUUCAGAAGCAGUUGUUUUGCACUAUUUAGCAUACUUGAUGUUGUAUCGUCCUACUUAGCUAUGCAUUGAUUUGGACGGGAUUGCAUGUUUGAAUUAUUAACAAUGUAAAAUCCAUUUGUAUAAGUACAUCACAUUCAAAAGAUCCGAUAUAAAGUUAUCAGUUUGCACUUCAAUAAUGGUUGAAAAGUUCAUGUAUAGAAAACAAUUCUAUUCGAACGGUCGAUAAAGGUUUAUCAAAUGACCAUAAUAUGUUGUGACAAUGAAGGAUUAAUAUUCAUGAACAAUCACACUUCAGGACAGAAUCUUCUGCCAGUUAAGCAUGUGGGUGAAUGUAACGUGAAACAUAUGCAAAGAACUAUUUAUAUGCAAUUCCAUAAUUGAAAUAACUGAUGACACAAUAUGUCAUUAUAACUAUUCUCGGUUAAUAUUAGUAAAUAAGUUGUUGUAUCUUAUUGUUCAUUAUUUAUUAUAUCAAAAUUUGCAUUGUAAAUAUCAUAAAACUUAAAGUGAUAUAGUGCUAAUAUUAGAUUUAGCAGUAAUCCGUGAAUGUUUUGAUCGACAAAUACUAAUAAAUUUAUUUAUAGAA